GUCCGCCAACCAAAAAAAAAAGAAAAAAAAUUAAUUUCCAUGGCGAGGCUUGUUACUCUGAGACGCGCUCUUUUUGUUCCCGAGGGACUAAGGAGAGUUGUGCUGGGAACUUCUUCUCAGACACGCAAUUUUGCUACAAAAGGUAAAAGAAAAUCCAAGUCAGAUGGAAGCGAGUCUGGUGAAGAAAAUACGUCAAAGAAAGAUUUGGCUUUACAACAAGCCCUUGAUCAAAUUACUAGUCAAUUCGGAAAGGGAUCUAUCAUGUGGUUUGGCCACUCUGAAGCUCCCAAAAAUGUUCCGGUCGUGUCUACAGGUUCCUUUGCUCUUGAUAUAGCACUUGGAUGUGGUGGAUUUCCAAAGGGUCGUGUGGUCGAGAUUUUUGGUCCGGAGGCUUCUGGGAAAACCACUCUUGCUUUACAUGUAAUUGCUGAAGCACAAAAGCAAGGAGGUUACUGUGUUUUUAUGGACGCUGAGCAUGCCCUUGAUUCAUCAUUAGCUAAGGCUAUUGGGGUGAACACUGAGAACUUGCUUCUUUCGCAACCUGAUUGUGGUGAACAAGCUCUCAGUCUUGUGGACACUCUCAUCCGGAGUGGUUCUGUUGAUGUCGUUGUUGUUGAUAGUGUAGCUGCACUUGUGCCUAAAAGUGAACUUGAUGGAGAGAUGGGUGAUGCUCAUAUGGCAAUGCAAGCCAGAUUAAUGAGCCAGGCACUUCGCAAACUGAGCCACUCUUUAUCACAGUCACAGACUGUUCUGAUCUUUAUCAAUCAGGUGAGAGCAAAGCUUUCAACUUUUGGAUUUGGUGGGCCCACUGAAGUAACCUGUGGUGGUAAUGCUCUGAAGUUCUAUGCUUCUGUACGCCUAAACAUAAGAAGGGUAGGGUUUAUCAAGAAGGGAGAAGAGACAACAGGAACUCAAGUUCAAGUGAAGAUAGCGAAGAAUAAGCUUGCCCCUCCAUUUAAAACUGUUCUGUUUGAGCUUGAGUUUGGCAAGGGAAUAAGUCGUGAAUCGGAGAUCAUAGAAUUGGCAGUGAAACACAAAUUCAUCAAGAAAAAUGGUGCAUUUUAUGACUGUAAUGGUCGCAAGUACCAUGGCAAGGAAGCACUGAGGGAGUAUCUAGCUCAUAAUGAUGAUGUCCAGGAAGAGCUUAUGAUGAAGCUCAGGGAGAAGCUACUUGAAGCUGAGAAUGAUCAGGAACUGAAAGAUGAGACUACAGAUGGAGAACCAACCCAAGAAACCAUCCCAGAUUCUACCGAUGAAGAAGUACUUGCCGCAGCUGAAGCAUAUACAUGAACAACCUCGGAACUGUAGAUGGAGGUUUAUUCUGCUAAAUCCCAUGGCAUCGCCCAGUUUUCUAUGGAGUCCUGCCAUCCCAUCUCCUGCUCAUCAACAGCACCAGCAUUUCCAGUGGCCACAAAUUGAAGGAUUCGGAAGGCAUCAGGUUUAUUAUUACUAAAAACUGCCCAAGCUUGUGACAGGACACAUGGUUUGUGAUUGUGCCGCAGCUGAGACUUUUUAAUCGUCAGUGUAGGUUUUGGUUCUAGAAUGGAUCAAAGUUUUGCGGGUCUAGAUGAGCUACUGCUGAAAAUGCAUGGCGAUUGCCAUAUUUCAUGAAAUGUACACCUAAAUUAUGUCUGUGAAUGGGGCCAAUUUUUUUUUUUUAAUUUGUUUAGUAAUUAAAAAUCCAGCGCAGUAUCCUAUUCAAUGCA
This is a messenger RNA of Populus euphratica (Euphrates poplar), 1706 nucleotides long. RefSeq names its product DNA repair protein recA homolog 3, mitochondrial-like. The transcript is spliced from 8 exons. Gene Ontology annotation, biological process: DNA repair. The coding region runs from base 40 to 1290 and encodes 416 amino acids. The record is from RefSeq and is a predicted model, not a curated record. Gene Ontology annotation, molecular function: single-stranded DNA binding; ATP binding; ATP hydrolysis activity. Lineage: Eukaryota; Viridiplantae; Streptophyta; Magnoliopsida; Malpighiales; Salicaceae.